Molecule: messenger RNA, 366 nt
Organism: Macadamia integrifolia
Lineage: Eukaryota; Viridiplantae; Streptophyta; Magnoliopsida; Proteales; Proteaceae
Product: cysteine proteinase inhibitor 1-like
Exons: 2
Coding region: 1-366 (121 amino acids)
Molecular function (GO): cysteine-type endopeptidase inhibitor activity
Source: RefSeq, a predicted model, not a curated record
AUGGUCAGAAAUCUUAACCUAGACCCUAUUCGAGCUCAGGGCAGGCUAAAGCAAGUUCAGGCCAUAAAGACUUCUGCUAUUGGUGAGCCAAUCCCCCCACCGGGUGGAUGGCAACCCCUUGAAGAUGUGAAGGAUCCACAUGUUCAAGAGCUUGGGAAAUUUGCAGUCAGUGAACACAACAAAGAGGCAAAGGUGGACCUCCAAUUUGGUGAAGUGAAGAAAGGUGAAUUUGAGGUUGUUAGCGGAACACUUUACAGACUCCUUAUCACUGCAACAAAUCAUGGUAAUGCAAGUGAUUACAAUGUUGAUGUGUAUGAGGAAAACCGGACAAAGAUUAAGAUGCUUACCUCCUUCACCAAAGCAUAA